This is a messenger RNA of Fulvia fulva, 7128 nucleotides long. RefSeq names its product Ubiquitin carboxyl-terminal hydrolase puf. The record is from RefSeq and is a predicted model, not a curated record. Gene Ontology annotation, biological process: protein deubiquitination. Lineage: Eukaryota; Fungi; Ascomycota; Dothideomycetes; Mycosphaerellales; Mycosphaerellaceae. The coding region runs from base 1 to 7128 and encodes 2375 amino acids. Gene Ontology annotation, molecular function: cysteine-type endopeptidase activity; cysteine-type deubiquitinase activity. The transcript has a single exon. Gene Ontology annotation, cellular component: cytosol; nucleus.
AUGCCUGCCGCAAACGCUGAUUACGUGCGCGACGCUGUCGCCGACGCGAAUCCUGAUCUCACGCGCAAACGGCAACGCCUUAGCGAGGAAGCCGAUGAGACAUCGCCACUAUCCACUAAAGACGACAUUCUGAUCGAAGAAGUACCAAUGGAGGAGGAUGGCAGUAGUCUUGCGAAUGCUAUUGAGCUCCACGACGACCUGGACGGCGGGCCGCUGGCGCCUUUCAGCGACAUAUUCCUACUCUCGCCUGCCAACGACAUGACUGCCCCACAGCAGAUCGAGUGGUUACGAGGCCAUCUGGCAACACCGAACACACAUAUGGAUCCUGCUUUCUUCGCUGUUCUUGCAACAGCACUCGGCAACCAUGUCACACAAGCUCAAGCAUUGCCGGAUCUUGGCCGCACGAAGUAUAUCGACGAACAAGACUUCUUCGACAAGCUUGGCGAAGUGUGCUUUCGCAUCUUAGCUCGGCAUACGCUAUUCGAGAAGCACAUUCUGGAGGACAAGCGUUGCAAAGCUGAAAUGCUCCAGCACAUCAACGAUUUCAUGCAGAACAUCAACGACAUGUGUCUCAACGUACUUGAGAUCUUGCCUUCAUUGAUGGAGUCCAUAUCGACCAGACGGGACUCUGGCAGUAUCAGAGAAGGGCCUCAGCGCAACAGUCUACUCUGGUUCAUCCGCAUACUUGGCCAGAGUCUUGCCGGGUACAAUGCGGGCGUGUUCAGUCACUUUAAGGACUUCGACUUUAGGCCAGUCGCGUCGCGGAAGAUCCGCGAACAGCAGUUCUUGGGCUUUCAAGGCGCCACUGACAGACUGGUCACACUACUGCGAAAGCUCACUAAAUACAACAAGCAACUGAUCGACAGUGCGUGGGACGAGCAGGCUUGGGAGGCAGUAAGCGCCAUUCUCCACGUGCAAGACAAGCUUCAGGUGGACAAGCCCGAUCACAUCCGUGCAGUGCUGAAGACACUACACGAAGAUGUUCUACCAGUCACAUGCAAUCGGAAAAAGCAAGCUCUGCCUGUCAGACUCCACGAAUUGAGCAUUAGCUUAUCGGAAAAGCUUCUGUCCCAGCUCUUGGCCUCUGCCGAUACGGAAGCGACGAUCGAUAUCUACACAACAUACACCAGGAGUGACGACGACGCGCUUUUCCCACAGCGGACCGAUGGUGGAGCACUGGUGCAACAGCUGGUCGACUUGAGCGACAGCGACGUCGAAGUACAGAGAUCUCUCAUGAGCACCGCAUCGUGGCUACAACAGAUGAACAGACUACUCCACAGCGAUAUCAUGGACUUCUGCAACUAUGGCAUCAGCGAGUUGAACACACGCCUGCCCAAGAUAUACACGCAAUAUCGUGAUUCUCCACAAGGGCUAGAGCAUCCUGUCUUGGUCUACAUUGCUCGAUUCCUGCGCUGCCAUGAGGUCAUUCGAUUCAUCUUUGGUCCAAACUCGCACUCGAGUCUUAUCAACUACAGUCGCGACAUUGUCGGGUUUCUUGCCGCCAUCAACAAUUAUACCAACCAGGAAACAGAUGUCAUCUGGCAGGCGUGUACCGAAAGUGUCGAGGUCGAGAAGGUGAAGGCCUCGUGGAGUGUGCUCCACGGGAUCAGCGGCUUGCUCGACAUCGAUCAUCUGCUGUACUUGGUGGAACAGUUUUCGCUUACAGCACGCUCAAAGCUGAGCAACGACAUGAUCGCAGCACUGAGCGAUCUCUUCUCUACGGUUUCAAAGACGGCGAACGGGCCUCUCGAAGGUGAGAACCGCCUGAAGACGGCUUUCGUCAGUAUCGAUCUCAUGAUGGGUCUCGACGCGACAUCUGAAGACCCCGUGUCGAAGCAGCUUCGCCGCGUUGCAACUCACGAACUUUUGCGGUUCAUGGGGCCUGACUAUACCACCGGCGAUCGACAUCAGAUCUUCGCACGUUGCAUACAAAGAUAUGGCGCUUCUGGAGGAGAUGCGACAGCCGCGGUGACGAUUCUAAACUCCAUGCUGAGCAAGAUCACGUUGUCCCCGGACGACACUCAAGACCUACUGGGGAUGUUGUCAGUCCCGACUGCGAUUAAGGAGUUAGGUCAUUUCGUGGAAGAUCGCCGUGCGUUGGAGGACCGCAAUUCGACCCGUCUAUCGAUCAUCGCCAGGUUAAUCAUGAUUCUGCACCUCAUGACUCUUGCACACGAGACCUGGGCAGUGGAAAUAGCGCAGCUACUGUUCGACAUUGUGGUUGGAGAUCUGGCGUUGGACAACACGGCGAGAGAUCUUGCAUGGACAUACUUGUCGAACGUCGUCAAAGGGACUCCUCAACCCUCGAGGGUGGUCCGUUUGCUUUUCAAACACUUCAUCAGCAAUCUAGCCAGUGAAGUAUCAUUGACACACACGACCCCACGGCUGGUAGCCCUCUUGGGCGCAUCCCUCGGCAGCCCAAAAGACGAAUAUGAAAUGCUGGGCUCCCCCGUAUGGGCGAAACUGGUUCAUUGUGCCGAGAGCAGUGGCGACGAUCGUGUGCGGCAAGCAGCGACUGAUACAAUCCGAGGGAUACUGUGCAACCCUGAUGUGCCGCUGCCGAAAGGCAUCCGUCCGGUGGAGCUCCAGUCAAAAUUCACGGAGCGACAGAUCGAGCGUGUACUCGCCACGUCCGGAAAGCCUGGCGCAGCAUCGCAGCAGCUCGCUUGUCGGCAGCUGGACUUGUUGGAUGCUGUGCUUCAGGCGAGUGCAAAGUAUCCUGCACGCGUGAAGACCAACAAAAACUCCAAGCUCGAUUUGGACCCAAACAGCGCCGAGAAUAAGGUACAUUUCCUGAUCGAGGUUUAUUGGGGCGGUAAAAAUGAGCCAGAGCAGUACCAUUCGUCCAGAUCGAAGACCACCAAGCUGCGGGCACUUGCAGACCGUCUUCCUGCAUUGACAGGCGCAUACGAGCACCGACUGAUCUUGGGUGGCAAGCUUGUGGACCUGACCAAGCAGGCUGAUGAGACUUUGUCGAGUAUCGGCCUGCAAAGCUCAGGUGUGCUGCAGAUCUGCCCCAAGUACACAAUUCAGAGCGAUAUUAACAGGCUGAUGAAACCGGUAGGUACCGUUGAACAAACAAUCAUGAGCCACUACAAGCGGAUCGAAGCUCUGCUCGUCGGAACAAGCGAGAUUGCGCGUCGAACAUAUGAUCUGCUCAAGCAGAUUCGACCACCAGACGAGACACGCGACAGGGUCACCUCGCCGCAGACAGAGCUUAACGAGAUCUGUCCCAUCUCUAGCAAGUGGCGAAUCAUGAUGACUGCUCACGUACUCAAGACGCAUCUCCUUGACUUUGCCAACAUCGGCGUCGUGGAUCAGACAUUCUUCAUGCGUGGUACGCGGAUACUCAUCGCUGUAGUAAUGGCCUGGAACCAGAUGCUCGAUCCCCAGAUCACCACAACGGUUUUAGACUGCCUAGUCUGCUUCUUGCAAGAACGGGCGGAGACAACAGUCGACGUUAAGAUUACGCAAGAGCCUGACCGACUGGUGACACGCAUGCUCGAUAUGUGUUUUCGCGCAGUGGAACUGCACACCAAGCAGAGUGACUUGGCCGAACAAGUCUACAAGGCGCUAUUGCAUGCCUUUCAACAACAGCCUGAGAUCUGGGAUAGCUUUGUGGCCGACUCGCGCACUGUGGAUCUUCAUCGUCAGUUGUUACUGAGCACAAACGCGGAACUCCUUGGCAAGGUGAGUACCAUGAUCGAAACCUUCUGUAAAGAGUCCUUCGCCACCAGUGAGGGUGGCGCAAGCUUCUACCUCAAGGUCUUACUUGGGCUUGUUCCGGACGCACUGAGCCCUCAGGGUCGCAAUGCAGCGUUCUUCCAGCUGGCCACGAACAUACUCCACGCCGACACGACCUUGCCAGCGGAUGAGGAGGGAGCCCGCGACACCAUGCAGGAGCUGGUGACAGCCCUAUGGCAGUAUCGACAUACAGAGACGCCAAACUUUCCUCAAAAAGACGCAGCAAUGGCAGGUCUGCUACAGCUACUUCUCGAAUCUAUUCAAGUAGUGCGAAGUGCCAAGAAGCCACUUGCGCUCGAAGGCUUCGCUCUGCAAGUGUUCACGCAGCUUCUCUUUCCGAACAAAGACGGCUCGUGUUGGCAAGCGCUCCUGGACGAGCAGUCACGAAGUGUCGCUUUCCGCCUCGUCAAGGCCACCUGUGAGUCGGAAGAGGACAUCUAUGGCAUCAUCGACAGAGCAUUCAGCGCGUUACAAGAGACUGGCAACGAUCCUGCUGCCACCUAUCCUGGCAGAGACAAGUUUCUCAGGGCGGCAACCGAGCCCAGCGGCUUGCCCAACCUUCGCAAUACCUGCUACAUGAAUUCCCUCCUCCAGCAAUUGUUCGCGAACACAAAGUUUCGCAAAUUCAUCUUCAGCAUACCACUCCCAGGCGGAUCGCAGGAGACAGUGUUAGCCGCAGUCAGCAGACUGUUCGCUAACAUGCAAGAUGGAUACUUUACCUCGAUCGAUGUAGCCCAUCUCGCAAAGCUUCUAGACAUCGAUGUGUGGAUUCAAGAGGACGUUCACACAUUCUAUGAAAACUUCUUGUCGAGACUCGAGGCAGAUAUGCCGAGUGCAGACUACAAGGCUCAGCUGGCGCGCUUCUACACCGGCAAUCUUGUUUCGCAGGUCAAGGGCGCUUGUGGUCAUGUCUCAUCCAGGCUCGAAGAGUUUGUCGACAUCCCUAUUGUCGUCACCAAUCAGAAAGAUCUGGCCAGCAGUUUGGAAGCCUACAUUCAAGGCGAACAGAUGGAGGGUCAGAACCGGUAUCGAUGCUCGGCAUGCGAUCCCAGCACUGAUGGCCGGCUAGUCGACGCCAUGAAGCGCAGCUGCAUCGAGGAUCUGCCCGACAAUGUCACGUUCUGCCUGAAGCGCUUCAGCUUCGAAGCUAUGUUUGGUGGAGAUGCGUCCAAAGAGAAUGGCAGAUUUGAGUUCCCUCAGUCCAUCGACCUGGGCAAGUAUACUCGAGCCCAGCUUGAAGAUCCAGAAGCUAAGAAAGACGAGGACAUCUUCGAGCUGGUAGGGGUCAUCGUUCACUGGGGUACGCUGACCAGCGGCCACUACUGGUCUUAUACGCUUGUGCGAAACACAGCAUCACCAGAUUCUCGCAAGUGGCUGAGACUGAACGACUCGACAGCUGACACAGUCAAGAAUGGCCUAUCUGAGGUACAAGAGGAAUGCUUUGGCGGUGGACUGGGCUUUGAUGGCAAGCCGCGCCAGGACAGUGCCUAUGUCCUCUUCUACCAGCGAAAGACAUCUCUGGAAGAGCAGGUCGCGAUUGCAACACCAGUCUCAGACUACUCCUGUAUGGACCCUAUGCCAGCGAGGGUCAGUCUACCUCCUGCCUUGGAGGAGGAAUUGUGCAAAAACAACACUUGGCAUCAGCGGAUCGCUCAGCUCUUUGACGAUGAUUUUGCUUCCUUCCUCGCAUGGGCAAUGGAGAACUUUGGCCAAUAUACCACUUGGGGCUCUUCUCCGUCGGACACUAGCAUCUCCUCCCGCGAAGGACCUACUGGUGCAACGGCGAACGACUUGGUGAACAGCAGUCCUGAUUUCCGUGUGAUACAGGCAAUGAACCUUCUUGUUGCGACGUACUAUAAACGCGUGGUUGUUUGUCAGCCGGUGUCUUGGAAGAAGCUGAACACAUUGGUGCCAAGUCUCAAGAAGCUCGUCUCUGAGCAGGCGAUCUUCGCAGGCUAUUUCUUGAACCAAAUUAUCGACGACACACCUUGGUUCAGCAAGAUGAUCUUGCAUGAGAAGAGGAUCGUGCGAACGACGACCUACGAGCUGGUUGUGGCAUGCUUGACAGCACUUAAACAAUGUGAUACCACAGCUUACCAGUCUGGUCUACGCCAAGCCGUCAACAUCCACUCCAACAUGAUCCACUCGAAUCUCAGCCUGGGGGUGGAAGCCGAUUACAUCAACUUUGCGAUUGAUCUAGCCAACCUUGGCGCUGAAGAGAUGGCCUUUAUACUCGGCGAAGGUUACUACACCUGGGCCGUGCACCUCCUGAUGCUACCCGCCAAUAUACGGCGGCAAAAACACAAUCCGGGCCUGUGGCAUCACUUCACUACCCAUCCUAACAUGGUGUCGGCUUUGUACGACUUCGUGCACAUUGUGAUCAGCGCCCAGCUCGAAUUGGAGAAGGCACGUAAAAGGGCGAUCGGGAGCAGCGAUUCUGGCGUGUCAUUGUACACAGACGAGCUGGAUAUGCUGGUGAAGCACGGCAAUCCAGAGGUGUUCUACUGGAUGUACGCUGCGCGCCACGCCAAUAAGCCAAACGACUGGACGACUUCAUCACCUGGCAGACUACUGUCACUGCUCUGUGAGGCACUACCACCGCAGACUAUGGAUAUGGUGGAAAGCAGCCUCCUCGGCUUCAUUGCACAAGAGGAGGAGUCGUUUCCUGCAGUAAUGAGUAUGGUCCUGCACUAUCUCUCAUGCGAUCUGCCGCUCGAGAGAGCCCUUCCAGCCUGCAACGCUCUCGGCACUACUCUCAUCGAGUGGGCAGAGUCGGAAGAAGAAUUCCUCAACCGCAUCAAGGACGCCUACAGUCUUGCAUCCGUUGCGAUCCUUCAGAGCACCAAGAUCUGGCUUCGUAAUAUGUUGACCAUGCACAGCAAGGGUACUGUCCGCAGAGGCACCCGAGAUUUCCUGAUGCAGGAAAUCUUUACCGGACCUGCGAUCUCGGACGACGAGGACUGCGACGCAGCACGCGCACAGUUUGCUAUGAACAUGGUGACGGAAAACUGUGGCGUUCUCAAGCAAGCUUACAGCAAAGAGUACGCUCGAGCCAGGUACGAGCCAACGAUUGCAAUCGGCAGGACGGCGGUCCAGCAUCUACACGACUUAUGCGAUGAGGCGACCAAGCUUCGAGCAGACGCUGAAGAAGAAGAAGAAGACGCCGACGAUCCCGUUUCAAUGAAGUUACAGAUCUGGAUCGACGAAGCCCAGCGCGCUUGGACCGCAUGGGCGCAGCUAGAGGAGGAUGUGCUUGGAGAUUGGAGUCUUGAAGACGAGAUAGUCUUGCGUGGUAAUACGCGAGCGGAGUCGGUUGAGGUGUCCGACGGCUACUACACGUCGGACUAUGAUGAGGAUAUGGAGGAUGGCAGUCCGAUGGCAUAG